AUGGUCGAAAAGAACGUUACCAGGGCGUUAGCAGCGAAGCGAGUCAAUGAAAACACGCGUAGAGAAGACUCAGCUGUGGCAGAAUCGCUUCUUACGCCUGCUGCAACCCUUAAAGCAGCAUCUCAAACCACCGGGGAGAAAGAUUGUGCUGUAGAGGAGAACAUAGGUUCCCCAGAAGAGGAGGGAGAUCAAGGGGACGAAGCGGACAGAAUUUUAGAUGUUGAUUCUAUCAUCUCGGUACCAAGAUUGUCUAAGGAGACGGUGAAAGACGUGCUAAAGGCGACCAACAUGCCUCCACCGGCUAUAGAGGUGUCUUCAGAUUUGGAAGAAGAACGCGCACAUUUAUGGGCGAAGGUGAAAGAAGCGCAGUCCGCCGGCGAUAAGAUUUUAUGCAAGUAUCUAUCUAACAUGUUGGCCGCGAUGGAUGAGCCCGUCGGACCAGUUUCCAAGCCUCCUGUUUUGCGAACGGUGUCGGCAACUCCAGUCCUUUUAAACGGUGAAACCGGAUGUCGUUCCUAA
Molecule: messenger RNA, 519 nt
Organism: Puccinia triticina
Lineage: Eukaryota; Fungi; Basidiomycota; Pucciniomycetes; Pucciniales; Pucciniaceae
Exons: 2
Coding region: 1-519 (172 amino acids)
Source: RefSeq, a predicted model, not a curated record